AGCUUUAAAUCCUGGUUUGUAUUUUUCAGGGUUACUAUGGAUGGAUAUAAACGGAAAAGGGGCCAUGAGGCCAUGGAGGUUGAAGAGUCCCAGGGCAGAACUGGGAAGCGUGGUAGAGAUCAGCACAUGCAGAUGACCACUAGGCCAGAUACAAAAUUGCAGGACUUGAUUACAAGAAUUGGCGAAAAGAGCAAUGCGUCCCUGGAAGACAAUCUGAGUACUUUAUCUGUGGUACUGGAUAAAGAUAUGAAUGACCAGAAGAAACUAAUUCUAAGCCUGAUAUGCAACUGCGUAAUUAGCAUGCCAUGGAAGAUUACAAUUUAUUCAACACUCGUCGGUCUCAUAAAUCAAAAGAAGUUCAAUGUUGGAGGUGAAUGUGUUGAUUUGUUGGUGAAGAUGUUAAAGCGAUGUUUGAAAGAUCUCAGACACCGAGAUGCUGUCCAUAUUACGCGAUUUAUCGGUGAUUUGGUCAAUUGUAAUGUCAUUACGGCUAUGUCAGUUUUAAAUUUGUUCGAGUCUUUUAUUGAAGUUCUGAAAGAAGAAGACAUUCCUCAAGCCAGGUCUGAUUGGUACGUAUAUAUGGUUCUGGCUGCCCUUCCAUGGUGCGGAAAAAUUCUAGCUGAUAGAAAGGAGGCUGACCUUGAGCGAGUUUUGUUCGAAAUUGACAAGUAUAUAACAAGCAAAAGGAAGAAGAGCUAUCUUCCAAUGUUGCGUGUGUGGUCUUCAAAUGAGCCGCACCCGCAAGAGGAUUAUCUUGAUUCGCUUUGGGAGCAGAUUCUGACAUGUAGAAAAAACAAAUGGAUUGAGCAUCAACUUAUUCGACCGUAUUCGGCUUUUGACCGAAUUAUGGUCAAUUCUCACCAACAUACGCUUCACAGUGUAACGCCCCCGCCUCAUACUGCGCACUCUCCGUACCCGUUGCCAAAAGUAACAUUCAGAAUGUUUGACUACACUGAUUGUCCCGAGGAUCAACCGGGAAUUAUGCCUGGACAUCAUUCGAUCGACCGAUACUUGAUUGAAGACUGGAUCGAACAGAUCAUUAUUUAUUACCAUCUCGACCGAAAAGAAUGCGCCGAAAUAUUGUUGCAGUACCCUAAUUCGCAGAAAGUUCCCCAUAUUUACUGCAUAGUUGAAUGUAUCUUUGGCCAUAUUUUCAGACUCCCGCAACCACCAUUCUUGGAAUUAUUCUACGGAAGUCUUCUGAUUGAGAUCUGUAAAAAGGAAGCUAGCAAGGCGCCAGUUGUUUUAGCCCAAGCUACUGAACUGUUGUACGAAAGGCUGACUUCGAUGCAUACAGCGUGUAUUGAUCGAUUUGUCAGCUGGUUUUCUUACAAUCUGAGCAAUUUCCAGUUCAAAUGGGACUGGAAUGACUGGUCGGACAGCUUAACUCUGGAUCCAAUCCACCCGAAGCAAAUAUUCAUGCGUGAGACUUUACUAAAGUGUCUAAGAUUGUCUUACCAUGACAGCGUGAAAGACAUGGUCCCGGAUACAUUCUCGAUUUUCGUACCACCAGAGUUGACUCAUAACUACAAAUACGACAGCGAUUCAACUUCACUCAAUGGACAGGUAGCUCUGAAAAUCAAGACAGCUUUGACUGAAAAGAAACCGCAAGAUGAGAUUCUGCAGAUAUUGAAUGAGAUCCCAGAUAAUCCGGAACUGAAAGAGUACAAUCCGGAUAAAAUCGACGUUUUUGUCCAGACUCUCUUCUCGUUAGCAUCGCAGUCAUUUACACACACGUUCUCGGCUCUUACUAAAUUUCAUGAGUUUCUGAAGUUUUUGGCGCCAAAUGAGGUUGCGAUGCAUCAUCUGUUGAUGUCAGUGCAUGCUUUAUGGAGAAAUCACGAGCAAAUGAUGUUGCUGUUGACUGACAAGUUGCUCAAGACGGAAAUAGUUACUGUAACUGCAGUUAUGUCUUGGCUCUUCAGCUCUGAAAUGCAUGGAGACUUACACUGUCUGUACAUAUGGGAAAUAUUUCACGUGACCUUGAAACGCAUGGAGGGUUACUUGUUGGCUACAAGACAGAGUUUCCUAAAAGCAGAGCAAGACCAACAGAAGAAAAAGAAGAAGAAAGAGAAAGAUAGCGAGGAUGAAUCGGACAGUGACUCAAGUGACAGCGACAGUGAUAUCGAAGAAGCGAAAGAAAAACACGAAUUGGCUGAACAAAUGCAUAAAAGUCUCUUCUUUAUAAUAUUCAGACGGUUUGUUGAAAUAAUGACGGAUCAUUUGACUAGAGAGAAAACGAUUAACACGCCAUGGUACAAGUAUAUUUGUGAGAGACUUCAAAUGUGUCUAUCGCUUUAUGGAGACCAAGUGGCUAUCCAUAUUGAUGCUUUGGAACAGGAGAUUUUCACAUCUGAAAUGAAUAACCACGUUCUGAAAAUAUUCAAACAGUUCAAAUCUCUGUACGGACUGUGAUUUGAGUAAAUGAUUAAACAUACUGUCUUGUCAUAAACUCUUUAUUUGAUAUCCCAAAUUUGUCUGUUCGAAGAAAAAUGUAUGAGAUGGUUAUGCGCAUGAUUUCUAAUUUAAUUCAUCUCAGAGUUUUAA
This is a messenger RNA of Symsagittifera roscoffensis, 2547 nucleotides long. Its product is annotated as nuclear cap-binding protein subunit 1-like. Bases 37 to 2415 code for a protein of 792 amino acids. The record is from RefSeq and is a predicted model, not a curated record. Gene Ontology annotation, cellular component: nucleus; nuclear cap binding complex. The transcript has a single exon. Gene Ontology annotation, biological process: nuclear-transcribed mRNA catabolic process, nonsense-mediated decay; mRNA export from nucleus. Gene Ontology annotation, molecular function: RNA cap binding; mRNA binding; protein binding. NCBI's taxonomy places the organism in Eukaryota, Metazoa, Xenacoelomorpha, Acoela, Convolutidae.